This is a messenger RNA of Oryctolagus cuniculus (rabbit), 1740 nucleotides long. Lineage: Eukaryota; Metazoa; Chordata; Mammalia; Lagomorpha; Leporidae. The record is from RefSeq and is a predicted model, not a curated record.
UCGCAGCCCAGCCGCCAUGUCGGCGGCGCCGGGAGAGCCCGGGCUGGGGCCUCCCGUGGGCGCCCGGUUCUUCUGUACGGCGGGCCGCGGCCUGGAGCCGUUCCUGAUGCGGGAGGUGCAGGCGCGGCUGGCGGCCACGCAGGGAACACAGAAUCACCGGGGGACCUUGUUCAAAAUGCAUAUUUCUGGAUGCCACUAAGGCUGCUGCUAAGCCCAGGUGUUGAAUAUAUUUCAGGAAAGGUUUUUUUCUCCACCAGUUCUGAUUUGAAUAUGCUGAAGAAAUUAAAAUCUGCAGAAAGGUUGUUUUUACUGAUUAAAAAGCAGCUUCCAUUCACUGUUUCUUCUGUAUCUAAAGGAAAAAUAUUUAGUGAAAUACAAAGACUUAUAAAUGAUGAUCCAGGAAAUUGGUUGAAUGUCAUUUCAAUUUGGAAAAAUCUUCUUGAACUGAAUACAGAAAAUGAAAAACUUCCUCAAAGAGACACUAACCCACUAAAAAGAAAAGUGGGAGAAAAUGAAACUGUUGUUGCUAAGAAAUCAAAGACAGAGCAAACACAAAAGAUAGAAGAGAACCGGGAAUGCCAGGUGGGCAAACAGAGAGAAGAAGAAACCCUGGAGCAAAGAGAGCCUGUCGCUACCAGGGAAGAACUUCCAGAAGCAGCAUCAGAGAAUGAUGUGGGGGAAGCCGUGGAAACGCAUCCCCAGGGCCACUUGACUUUCCGAGUUUCCUGCCGCUGCAGCGGAACCGUUGGAAAGGCCGUUACUGCACAGGAGGUAGGAAGAGUAAUUGGAAUUGCUCUUAUGAGACAGUUUGGAUGGAAAGCAGAUUUAAGGGAUCCAAACUUAGAGGUCUUUAUCCAUCUAAAUGACAUUUACUCGGUGGUUGGGAUUCCUGUGCUCAGGGUGCCUUUAGCCAGCAGGGCGUACAUUAAGACAGCCGGACUGCGAUCCACCAUAGCUUGGGCAAUGGCCUCUCUUGCUGAAAUUAAGGCUGGUGCAUUUGUUUUGGAUCCCAUGUGUGGACUUGGAACAAUACUUCUGGAAGCUGCUAAGGAGUGGCCAGACGUGUUUUAUGUGGGUGCUGAUGCUAGUGACUCACAGCUACUCGGUGCCUGUGACAAUGUAAAAGCUGCCGGACUUGAGGAUAAAAUUGAGUUACUUCAACUCUCUGUUUUAGAAUUGCCACUUCCAUCAGAAAGUGUUGAUAUUAUUAUUUCUGACAUUCCAUUUGGGAAAAAGUUUAAGUUAGCAAAAGACAUCAAAAGAAUUCUACAAGAAAUGGAGAGGGUGCUCCAUGCCAGAGGAACCAUUGUACUGUUGCUUAGUGAGAAUCACUACCGGUGCCUUAAUGACCGUGAAGAGAGCAGCCUGCCUGUGAAUUCCAAGGGCAGCCACACAGAUGAACCUGGACCUGAAAAGUGCUUGAACCCUGAAGAAAGCAUCAACGUACCAGAGACAGCUUCGUCUUCACAGGGAGCCAGUAACCAGGAGUACUUCCGGAAAAUGUCGCCGUUUGGCUCUUUGGUCCCCGAGGAAUGCUACAAAGUUAGCCUUGGGAAAACAGAGGCGUUCAUGUGUAAAUACAGGAAGGCGCACUCUUCGGGACCAUAGCAGGCUGCUGCCACCAGCCAGCUCCAGCUCUUUAUCCAGAGUCCUAAGCGAACAAAUUCCCCAAAGACUUGGCUGAUUGACACGUUUUUAGUAAGAAUCUCUGUGCUCUCCUCUGAACUGCAUAAUGUUUGA